Hirundo rustica (Barn swallow) is the source of this 1811-nucleotide messenger RNA. RefSeq names its product dihydropyrimidinase (gene DPYS). Lineage: Eukaryota; Metazoa; Chordata; Aves; Passeriformes; Hirundinidae. Gene Ontology annotation, cellular component: cytosol; cytoplasm. The record is from RefSeq and is a predicted model, not a curated record. Gene Ontology annotation, molecular function: dihydropyrimidinase activity. Gene Ontology annotation, biological process: pyrimidine nucleobase catabolic process. The transcript is spliced from 10 exons. The coding region runs from base 15 to 1538 and encodes 507 amino acids.
UCUCAGUUGCUGGCAUGCCACCCCAAGCCCAGGCUCGGCAGAGACUUCUGAUCAAAGGGGGCAAAGUUGUGAAUGAUGACCUCUCUGUGGUGGCUGAUGUGUACGUGGAAGAUGGAGUGGUGCAGCAGAUGGGACCAAACCUAAACCUGGAGCACUCCACUGGACUUCUUGUGCUGGAUGCGACCAACAAGCUGGUGAUCCCUGGGGGCAUUGAUACUCACACACACAUGGAGUUCCCUUUCAUGGGUAGCAGGUCAAAAGAUGACUUCUAUACUGGAACCAAGGCAGCUAUAGCAGGAGGAACCACUAUGAUCAUCGACUUUGCCAUCCCUCAGAAAGGUUGUUCUCUUACUGAAGCUUUUGAUACAUGGAAAAGCUGGGCAGACCCUAAAGUCUGCUGUGAUUAUUCAUUGCACGUGGCAGUUACAUGGUGGAGCAACAAGGUGAAGCAAGAAAUGAAAAGUCUUGUUCAAAACAAAGGUGUUAACUCCUUCAAGAUGUUUAUGGCCUAUAAAGAUAUAUACAUGGUUAAUGAUGAGGAGCUCUAUGAAGCCUUUUCCUGCUGUAAGGAACUUGGGGCAGUUGCUCAAGUCCAUGCGGAGAAUGGGGAACUAAUUGCACAGGGGGCAAAGAAGAUGCUGGCAAUGGGAAUAACUGGCCCUGAGGGUCAUGAGCUGUGUCGUCCUGAGGAAGUGGAAGCUGAAGCUACACAAAGAGCGAUUACCAUAGCAAAUGCUGUAAACUGCCCCCUUUAUGUAGUCCAUGUAAUGAGUAAAUCUUCAGCAGAGGUGAUCAGUAAUGCACGAAGAGAAGGAAAGGUGGUUUAUGGGGAGCCUAUUGCUGCAAGUCUUGGCACCGAUGGCACCAACUACUGGAAUAAAGACUGGGCUCAUGCUGCAGCAUAUGUGAUGGGACCUCCACUGAGACCAGAUCCAUCUACUCCUGGUUUCCUCAUGAACUUACUGGCCAAUGGUGACCUGUCUGUGACAGGGACUGACAAUUGCACCUUUGACAUAUGCCAGAAAGCUCUGGGCAAAGAUGACUUCACAAAAAUCCCUAAUGGAGUGAAUGGUGUGGAGGAUAGGAUGUCAGUCAUAUGGGAAAAAGGCGUUCACAAUGGAAAAAUGGAUGAAAACAGAUUUGUAGCUGUUACCAGCACAAAUGCAGCAAAAAUCUUUAACCUUUACCCAAAGAAGGGCAGAAUUGCUGUGGGCUCUGAUGCUGACAUUGUAAUCUGGGAUCCUAAAGCUACAAGGACAAUAUCUGCAAAGACACAUCACCAGGCAAAUAACUUCAAUAUAUUUGAAGGAAUGGUCUGUCAUGGAGUUCCACUUGUGACAGUUUCAAGAGGCAAAGUGGUUUAUGAAUGUGGAGUUUUCAAUGUCACAGCAGGAGAAGGCAAAUAUGUCUCCCGUCCACCAUUCCCUCCAUAUGUCUACAAACGAGUCAGGCAGCGAGAACAGGUAUGUCAACCUGUUCCUGUCAAGAGGGCACCAUACACAGGCACGGUCUCGGGAACACCAGUUGCGAGAAAAUAAGAGGCUCAUUCCCCAGUUUUGGUUGUUGCAGAUAAAAGCAAAUGAAAAUGACCUUGCUGCCCCCACCAGCAGUUCCUCCUGGGUCCAGCAAUCAAUCCACAAUUAACUUCUCAAGAACCAUCAUGAAACAACAGUAACCAAUAAGCAUUAUACUUGGUAGCCUACAUAAAAUUGUCAUUGAAAUUUAUCUUUGAAAAUACUUUUGCUGUAAGAAUCGGAAAAUACUUUUUAGGAAAUGGAGUAAUAAUAGUAAAAAAACCCCUACAAUUAUAA